GAUUACCAUGCGUCAUGACGUCACGCGGAAGUAAUUCAACCAAGAUGGCAGCGUCCUUGACACAGGCAUGUUUUGAUUACACUCGAGUCUCAAACAUCCUCAACAGUUGCAAAUGUCCGGACUGCACAACUGACAAGAGGAGAUUUUGAGUGCGGAGCAUGGAGAGACGAGAGUUUAUCGCGUCUUUGGUGGCAGGGGGCGGUGCAGGGAUGUGUGUGGAUCUGACCCUCUUUCCCCUGGACACCAUUAAGACUAGACUGCAGAGUCAGCAGGGCUUCUACAAGGCAGGGGGCUUCAGGGGCAUCUAUGCUGGAGUCCCGUCUGCAGCGGUGGGCUCCUUCCCAAAUGCCGCUGCUUUCUUUGUCACCUAUGAAUGCACAAAGUCCCUGCUCGGUGCUGGUGAAGGCCUAGCAGCACCACAGGCGGCACCUGUCACUCACAUGCUGGCCGCCUCCCUGGGAGAAAUAGUGGCAUGUCUAAUCCGGGUGCCCACAGAGGUGGUCAAACAGAGGACCCAGGCUUCACCCUCAGCCACCACCUACCAAAUGCUGCUGGCUACACUCAGAGAAGAGGGUGUCCAGGGCUUGUACAGAGGAUACAGGAGUACGGUUCUCAGAGAGAUCCCGUUCUCGCUGGUGCAGUUUCCACUUUGGGAAUAUUUAAAGACUCUGUGGUCAUGGAGGCAAGGUCACACGCUCUACUCUUGGCAGGCUGCAGUGUGCGGAGCUUUUGCAGGUGCAGUAGCUGCAUUUGUUACCACUCCUCUGGAUGUGGCAAAGACCAGAAUCAUGCUUGCAAAGGCCGGGUCGACCACAGCAAACGGCAACAUCCCGCUGGUACUCUAUGACGUGUGGAAGAGCCGAGGCCUUUCAGGUCUGUUUGCGGGCAGCAUACCGAGGAUAACCCUUAUCAGUGUGGGUGGUUUCAUCUUCCUGGGAGCCUACGAGAAGGUCCGCCGCUCUUUGCUGUAGCAGCUCGUCCGCUGUGACUGGCCUGAGCCCUGAGCCCUGGUGGAUUAGCAGCAGGGGAAGCAUCUCUGGAAGUAGCUCCCUCGUCCCUUGGAGGCCCCCCGCGCCUCCAUGCUGGUGGGCCCCGAGAAGCAAGGAAGACCUCUUGCCCAUCCACUGGCCUGAUCGCAUUACCUGGGGUGCUGCAUUCCUGCUCAUCAGUCCCCAGAGCUUCUGGAACAGCACCGGCGGUUUGGUGAAAUGGAGCCACACCCUGUCACACAAGACUCAAUGAAGCAUCUUUACUUUUCUG
This is a messenger RNA of Etheostoma cragini (Arkansas darter), 1260 nucleotides long. It is a transcript of the gene slc25a26, whose product is annotated as solute carrier family 25 member 26. The record is from RefSeq and is a predicted model, not a curated record. Gene Ontology annotation, cellular component: mitochondrial inner membrane. Gene Ontology annotation, molecular function: S-adenosyl-L-methionine transmembrane transporter activity. The transcript has 10 exons. Bases 159 to 971 code for a protein of 270 amino acids. NCBI's taxonomy places the organism in Eukaryota, Metazoa, Chordata, Actinopteri, Perciformes, Percidae.